AUGGCGACAAGAAGACGCGUCGGCUUCAGCACCUCCACCUCUGAGGCAUCACGCCGACAGCUCAUGCAGCCCGUCCCUUGCUGGGAGAAAGUAUGGGCUCCUCCAGACGCCGCGCCCCCAGGUUCCACCCUGCGCGUGUUCAAGUGGGUGAAGACCGAGAAAGUGCAGCAAUUCAGCGACGACGAGGGCGAGGCGGACGAGCCGCUCGCGCCGAUCCAGCCCGAGGACCUCGUCGAGGUCGUCGACGGCGACGACGAAGACGCGGACGAGGGCGCGGGCUCGCAGGCCCCGGACGCGCCGACCCCGGGCGCCCUCUCGCGCGACGUGUCCGAGCCCGCGUCCGCCGUGGGCGGGAACGAGCUCUCGAAGCCGGCGACGCCGCAGCCAGGCGCGCACAAGCCACACCCGCUCUCGGUCUCGUUCCAGCCGCCGACGCCGCCGUCCAUGCCGGAGGAGGAGGUCGACGAGGGGCUUGCGGAGGCGGAUGCGCUCACGGCGCGGCCGCCGCCCGACGGCGACGAGGGCGAGGACGGCGGGGUGGACUUGGGCGACGGGAUGAGCUUGGACUUGGGUGACGUGGGGCCGGACGGGGCGGGGUUCGAGGGCGACCUCUCGCAGAUGCAGGCGGACGAUGCGCUGCUGGGAGGACCGAUGCUGGACGACGAGAUGGGGGACCCGUUCGCGGUGCCACCGUCAUAG
Molecule: messenger RNA, 699 nt
Organism: Epithele typhae
Lineage: Eukaryota; Fungi; Basidiomycota; Agaricomycetes; Polyporales; Epitheliaceae
Exons: 2
Coding region: 1-699 (232 amino acids)
Source: RefSeq, a predicted model, not a curated record